ACAUACAUGUGUGUUGAUAUUUUACCUAUUUGGUGCAUAAUAAUAACAAUAAUAACCUGCUUUAAAAGUAUAAUAAUAAUAUAACAAAUUUCAAAUAGUGAUCCCAAUACGACCGCUACAUACAAACAUUGUGUGUUUUUAUACGACGACGAAUAUACAACAAUAAUAACAUAUUAUAUUUUUCUUUCAUUCAACUUUGGAAAAUCUUUUAUAAUAAUAGUUACAAUAUUUCUCAAUAGUUGAAAAAGAAGCAGAGCCAAAAUACGAAAGUAGAGAGUAGUAGAGUAAUAACAACAACAAAAUAAAAUUUCAGCUAUAUAAAAAGGCUUAUUAAAAAAUGGGAGACAAUAUUUUGGCAUUAAAAUCUGGAAAUUUAUCAACAGAUAUUCAAUCAGUUCAUAAACCAAUUGCAAAUAAUAUUAAGAAUGAACCCUCAGAUGACAUUCUUUUACGUUUUAUGGAAAGUUUAACAUCAUUUCAACAAUAUCCGGUUGUAAAUGAUAAUGAAUGUCAAGAUUAUCAUGAGUAUCUAUCAAAAUACAAUACAAAUGAUUCAAUAUUAAAGGACGAUAAUCAAAUUGAUUUUGAAAUAGUACGGAAUAAUACAAGAGAAACUGAAAUUGAAAAUCGAAUAAAUAAUAAAAAUUUUAUUAAUAAUAAUAUUAGUAUUAAUGAUAAAAAUAACAAUAAUAAUGAUAUAUAUAAUUCAAAUACAUAUAUAAAUUCAAAUAUUGAAUAUAUUGAUAAUAAUUGGAAUAAGGCACUUCAAUUGGAUAAUCAGCAGUCUUUGUAUAGAGAUGAUAGUUUAAGUUCAAAAGAAAAUCCUAGUGAUAUUAUAGAUUUUGUUUUGGUACAAAAUAAUAUGGGAUCAAAUGUUUCCCGUAAUUCUUCAAAAAAUCAACAAACUGAAACAUCAAAUCGCCCAAGACGAAGAACACAUUCAUCAGGCGAUAUACAUAGUCACAAAUACAACAAUCGAAAUCAUAAAAAUUUCCUUGAUUUGACAUCAACAACAACAACAACAACACCAUCGGAUAUUAAAGAAAAAUUGAACACAUUACCAACAUCCGGUAAUGGGCAAAAUCCUAUUUUAAAUCUUAAUAAUGCUUUUUUUAAUGCUACUACAACAAAUGGUACUGGAAUCGGUGAUAGUAAUCAAACAAUUAAUAAUUGUACAACUGAUGGCCGAAACGAUUUAUUAAGUCAAAAUCAUGAAAAUAAAAAGGAUAAAAUAUUAAAUCAAUAUUUUAAUCGUUAUAAUGUUCAUAAACAACAUCAUAAAGUUUAUGGUUUUAAUAGAUCUGUUACACCAUCAUUAUUAAUAAAUGAUACAACAACAACAACGACAACUUCAACAACAUCAACAUCAAUAGGUGGGGUAUGCUCAGCAAUAAUACCAACGGCAACAUCGAAUGUCACAUAUGAAGAUCGUAAUAAAUUUCGCGGAAGCCUACCAAAUCAUUUAGAUUUUGAUACUUUUGUUAACCAUAAUGAUGAUAUAAUCUUACAACAGUAUCGAUAUCAUCAAAAAUUACUUGUUAAACAACAACAACAACAACAGCAACAACAGCAACAACGACAACAACAACAACACCAGCAACAGCAACAACAGUCAACUAUAACUACUGGAGGUGUUGUAAUAAAUUUGAAUAAUCAACAACAUCAUCACCAUCAUCAUCACAAUUCACAAAGCGAAGAACCAAAUACAACAGCAACUGUAAUAGUAACAACAUCAACAACAGUAACAACAUCUUCAACUGUAACUGGAGCAUCAAGACAGGAUAGUGUUGAAUACGUGACCGUACCAUCAUCAAAUAAUAAAAAUCAUCAACUAAUACAUCAGAAUUAUAAUCAGCAAGUAAAUCAUUUUUCAUCUUAUAAUAUUGGUGGUAGUAAUGGUACUGUUGCUAAUUGUGAUGGUAUAACUGGAAAUGAUAGUAAUAGCAGUGGUAGUAUUGUAAGUGGAAGUACUAGUAAUAAUUGUGAAAAGGAAAAUUCUGCUUCGACUAGUAGCUCUGGUAAUAGUAAUAAUAAUAAUGAAAACGGAAACGUUAUUGGUAACACGUCGAAAAUUAAGCAAGUUAAACCAGAUCUGCAAUUAACACUUCCUAUAACACGUACAAAUUUCGAUCCAAGUUGUGAUCAAGGAUAUGGUUCUGAAAGGUCACCGGAAGACGAAUUACCACCUUUAUUAUCUAAUUUUAAUACAAAAGAAUUCCAAAAACAACAUCAGCAUCCAACGAUGAUGAUGUCUGAAUAUUCAAUAAAUAAUGGAAAUAAUGGAAAUGAAUGUUGUGAGGAUGGAAAUGAAUUUGUUUAUGAUUUUAUAACUGAAGACUGUACAUUUACUGUUCAAAUUGUUAAAGGAUCUCGUGGUUUAGGAUUUUCAAUUUGUGGAGGUGUCGAUACGAAUACUGCAUUCCCCGGUUUAAUACGGAUUAAACGAUUAUUUCCACAUCAAGCUGCUUGGUCAACUGGAAAAUUACAAACAGGCGAUAUUAUAUUAGAAUCUAAUGGAAUUCCUUUAACAGGACUAACAAAUUAUGAAGCCCUAGAAGUACUUAGAACAUUGCCAAAUGAUGUUGAAUUAUUAAUAUGCCGUCCUGUGGAUGAGCAAUAUAAGAAAUUAUCACCACCGACUGAACCACCGAAACCGCCACAAAGAACACAACAACAAUCAAUACAAACUCAAACUGCCCUUGAAGAUAUGGGUGUUUUAAUGCCAUAUCAACAACAGCAACAGCAACAACAAUUUAUUAAUGCAACACAAUAUUUAAGUGAUGCAGCUGCUGUUGCAGCUGCUGCAUAUUCAACAACAGCAAUAAUACCAACAAAUUGUUAUGGGGAAUUCGAAAUAUUUAUGAUUAAACAACAAGGAUCUUUAGGUUUCACGAUACAUAAAGAAGAUGAAUCAAUAUUAGGCCAUUAUGUACGUGCACUUGUACGUGAACCAGCAACAACAGAUGGUCGUAUUAAACCAGGUGAUAAAAUUGUCGCCGUUAAUGAUAUACCAUUAUCACCAAUGACACAUGAACAGGCUGUGAUAUUUUUAAGACAAUCUGGUGAUGUGGUUAAAUUACGUUUAUAUAGAGAUGAACCAAAUACACCGGAAGAACCACCGUCACCAACUGUCACAGAAAGAGAAAAUAGUUUUGGUGGAUCAUCUUCGUCUCAUAAAAAACCUCAUUUAAGGCCAGAAGCAAUAAAUCUUCUAACUGACUUAGCUCAUAAGAAACAAAAUUCCCAAGGUGAUUCAACGGAAUCAUCUAAUUUGUCUACAAGCAGUUCACCAAGAAGACUUAAACGAGGAUAUAAAUCACAAAGUGAACAGGAUGCGUCCGAUUCAAAAAGUUCCAACAGUAAUCCAGUUUAUUUGGUUUCAAGUCAAACAACAACACUAUGUUCAGACUCUGAACAAAGUAUUGAUAGUCAGUGUUCUUAUAUUAUUCAACCUGGAGAUAAUGUAAAUGAAGUAGUUUCACCAAGCGGGAAGUGCAAUCGACCAAAUUAUUUAGAUUUAAGUAAUAGUAAUAGUAGUGAUGGAAAUACAAUUAGAAAAGCAAAAUAUCAAUUUGGUGUAUGUCCUAAUACUUAUGAAUUAAAUAAUUUAGAUAAUGAUGAAUUAGAUGCACCAAUACGACAUCAUCAUCAUCCACAUCAUAAUCAACAUCAUCAACAUCAUCAUCAAUAUAAUCGUUCGAAUAGCAAUAAUCUUAAUAAUAAAAAUUUAAAUUCAAUACCACCAUCAUCAAAUAAUGAAUUCAAUAGUUUACCAUGUGAUGUUCUUUUAGGUUCCUCAACAAAAUAUUCUGAAUCAGAAUUUAGUAAUGAUGAUGUUGAUCAAAAUAUUGGAAAUUCAAUUAAUAAUAUUAUAUGCCAUAAAAAUCCAUUGUAUCAAUCGGUAAAUGUUCAAAAUCAAUUACAAUUAGAAAAUAAUUUUGAAAAUAGUCAAUCUGAAUUGAAAAAUUCAACAAAUGCACAAGGAAAUGAAAGUCUUUUAAAAUGGAAAGGAACCGUAUUAUCUGCUGCUGAAGAUGAUGACGAAAAUAAGCAAAAUGAAAAUAAAAAUGAAAAUUCUCAAAGGUGUAACAAUAUUGCUAACACCAACACCAAUAUUACUGCCAACAUUACUACCACCACCGAUAUUUUGACUACCGAUGGUUCAAUAGAUGGUGAAAAUUCAACGACAUUUACAUUGACAUUAGCAUCAAGAGAAAAUUCCAAUAUUGAAACAGAUACAGUCGAUGGUGUACCUUCUAAUUCAAAAGAUGAUAAGAAAAAGCAACAGCUUUUUAAUUGUGGUGAAGGAUAUAAGAUUGUAUCAGUUGAAUUGAAUAGAGGUUGGAACAGUAGAUUAGGUUUUAGUUUACAGCCAUCAAAAGAAUUCCAAAAUAAAAGUUAUAUUAGUGCAAUUUAUAAUGAUAGUGUAGCUGCGAGAGAUGGAAGAUUACGUGUUGGAGAUAUACUAGUAUCAGUUAAUGAGGAAUCGAUUGAAAAUAUGUCAACAACAGAAAUCAUCGAUUUCUUGCGAAUAAUUAGAGGUGCAAUACUUAUUACAGUACUUAGAAAAGAUUCAACAUCGCAAGAACAGAGUAAACAGUAAAAUUGAAGUGCUACAUAUAUUGAAAAUAAUGAAUAUAGAAACAGCAGUGCAUAAUAUAAUACAAGUAUAUGUACACAUUUUAUUAUAUAGUAAUAAAUUUAUAUAUAGAUUUAUUUAUAUACAUAAUAUUAUGUACAUUUAUAACAAAAAAUAAAUACAUACAAAGAAUAUCUUGUCAAAAGCUUACGUUGUAAACUUAAGUUGUAUAAGGAUGUUUUUGUAAAAGUGUAUAAAAAUAAAAGUGAAUUUCUCUACAAGAAAAUAUUAAUGCACUUAUAUAAAUAAAAUAUAACAAAAAAAAAUUAAUGUUUGUUGAAGUAAAAAACAAAAAAAACCAAAGUUUUUUUAAAAAAUUUCCUGUAACGAAAAAAAAUUUCAAAAAAUUAAUGAUAAUUAUUUGUAAUUAUCGAAUGAAAAUUCAUA
Messenger RNA from Condylostylus longicornis, 5026 nucleotides. RefSeq lists its product as uncharacterized. The transcript has 15 exons. Lineage: Eukaryota; Metazoa; Arthropoda; Insecta; Diptera; Dolichopodidae. Gene Ontology annotation, molecular function: protein binding. The record is from RefSeq and is a predicted model, not a curated record. The coding region runs from base 338 to 4603 and encodes 1421 amino acids.